Apiotrichum porosum is the source of this 1008-nucleotide messenger RNA. RefSeq lists its product as uncharacterized. Lineage: Eukaryota; Fungi; Basidiomycota; Tremellomycetes; Trichosporonales; Trichosporonaceae. The transcript has 5 exons. Bases 1 to 1008 code for a protein of 335 amino acids. The record is from RefSeq and is a predicted model, not a curated record.
AUGUCCGCGGAACACGCUCCGAUCGUCCCAACGUAUGCGAACUGCAUUCGCACCGACAAGCCCGCGCUGGUCAUUCCUGAACUUGUCUCCAAGGAUGAUGAGCGUGGUCCAGCGAUCCAUUGCACCAACAUUGCCGUGGCUGGCUGUGUGAGGUAUACGACUUGGUUCGGAGGGUCUUACGAGGGUGCAACAGACACUCAAAUCUGGUUUUCCAAGAAUAUCGAUGGCAAAUGGACGAAGCCUCGGGCAAUCGCCGGCAACAAAGAGGGCGAAGAGAUUGUCUACUGGAACCCUGUGCUCUUUAUCCCUGAUCGCUCUCAGCCCAAACACCUCCACGUCUUCUUCAAGAAGUUUACGCCAAUUCCCGUCUGGGUGACGUUCUGGAUGGCCAGCGAUGACGGCGCGCCUAAACCUGGGCCCGCCGACAACUUCAAACAAGGAGAUAAAUGGAUCAGGUCAAAACUCAUUGAGCUGCCCAAUGACCGCGGAAAACCCUACGGCGGCUUCCCAGGAGAGGGUGUCAUCCAACCUGGGACAUGGGAAUCCAAGGACCAGCCGGGACACUGUCACAUGACGAUGCGAUCAAGUGUUGGGUGCGUCAUCCAGGCUGAUUCCACCGACUAUGGCCGAACAUGGGGGCCAGCCUUCAGGACAUCGCUGCCCAACAACAACUCGGGUCACUGCGUGACGACACUGCGAGAUGGCCGAGUCGUCUGGGCCGGAAACUAUCAAACGCAAAGCUGGGGUCCUCGUACCCCGCUGUGCCUCGCUAUCAGCGAAGAUGAUGGGAAGACGUGGAAACUUUGGGCAACGCUCGAGGACGCGCCGCCGCCCGAAGAUUUUAAGCGAGUCAUCGCCUUGGAAACGGGCAUCGUGAACGAUGGGAGAUCCGAGUUCUCGUACCCUUGCCUGACGCCUACAGAAGACGAUGACGAGACAGGGGUUUGGGUGUCGUGGACGUGGCAGCGAAGGGGGAUUAUGACUGCCAAAGUCGUCGAAGGGAAGUAA